Molecule: messenger RNA, 1739 nt
Organism: Echinops telfairi (small Madagascar hedgehog)
Lineage: Eukaryota; Metazoa; Chordata; Mammalia; Afrosoricida; Tenrecidae
Gene: AQP3
Product: aquaporin 3 (Gill blood group)
Exons: 6
Coding region: 4-882 (292 amino acids)
Biological process (GO): water transport; glycerol transmembrane transport
Cellular component (GO): basolateral plasma membrane; plasma membrane
Molecular function (GO): glycerol channel activity; water channel activity; urea transmembrane transporter activity
Source: RefSeq, a predicted model, not a curated record
GCCAUGGGUCGACAGAAGGAGCUGGUGUCCCGCUGCGGCGACAUGCUGCACAUCCGCUACCGCCUGCUGCGCCAGGCGCUCGCCGAGUGCCUGGGGACCCUCAUCCUCGUGAUGUUUGGCUGUGGCUCCGUGGCCCAGGUGGUACUCAGCCGGGGCACCCAUGGAGGCUUCCUGACCAUCAACUUGGCCUUCGGCUUCGCUGUCACUCUGGGCAUCCUCAUUGCUGGCCAGGUUUCUGGGGCCCACCUGAACCCUGCAGUGACCUUUGCCAUGUGCUUCCUGGCGAGAGAGCCUUGGAUCAAGCUGCCCAUCUACACUCUGGCUCAGACGCUGGGCGCCUUCCUAGGGGCUGGGAUCGUUUUUGGACUGUAUUAUGAUGCCAUCUGGGCUUUUGCCAAUAAUGAACUUAUAGUCUCGGGCCCCAACGGCACUGCGGGCAUCUUUGCUACCUACCCCUCUGGACAUUUGGACAUGGUCAACGGCUUCUUUGACCAGUUCAUCGGCACAGCCUCCCUCAUCGUGUGUGUAUUGGCCAUCGUCGACCCCUACAACAACCCGGUCCCCCGCGGCCUGGAGGCCUUCACCGUGGGCCUAGUGGUCCUGGUCAUCGGGACCUCCAUGGGCUUCAACUCUGGCUAUGCCGUCAACCCUGCGCGAGACUUUGGCCCUCGCCUCUUCACCGCCAUCGCAGGCUGGGGCUCGGAGGUCUUCACGACUGGCAAGCACUGGUGGUGGGUGCCCAUCGUCUCCCCGCUCCUGGGCUCCAUCGCGGGCGUCUUCGUGUAUCAGCUCAUGAUCGGCUGCCACCUGGAGCAGCCCCCACCCUCCAAUGAUGAGGAGAAUGUGAAGCUGGCCCACAUGAAGCAAAAGGAGCAGAUCUGAGGGGUCCUGGCCAGGCCCUCCCCAGCCCAGCCCCUCACUGACUGCAGGGGCUGCUCCCCAAAUGUCCCUCAAGGCCUUCCUCCCAAGGCUCGGGAGCUCCCGAGAUGGACAGCCCCCAGGAGCACUUCCCCCUGGGCCCUGACCAAAGGGAACCUCAGGCCACUGCCCUUAAGCUAUGGUGGGACAGGGAGCAGGGCUGACAUGUCAUGUCCCUUUGUCUCCCAAAGGUAGAGAAUGAAUGGGCAGCAAGGCUCUGUGUGUGUGUGUGUGUGUGUGUGUGUGUGUUUGAGUGCCUGCGCGAUUCUCCAGAUUGCAGGACAAGGAACCAAGUGGAAAGGAUUCUAGCUGUCGCAGUUGCAGGAGAAGCCCAGGGAAGGGCGUGUGUGUGUGUGUGUGUGGGGUGGGGGGAGGCAGGGGGGCACACCUGUAAGGAGAGCGCCAGGAGUGGGCAUGCCGCGACUCCCCAUGGCGGAGCAUCCUCUGGUUGCAGUCUGUGUGUGUGUCUGCCCGUUUUUCUAAGGGGGGUUUCCCAUAGGCUUUGGGGGCGGUGGAGUGGGGGUCUGAGUAGGGCUAGCGGGGAGGGGACUCACAACCUGAGUGUGGAGUUCCGACUUCCCAUAUGUAAUGUGUCUGGGGCAUAUUCUAGGCCUGAGAGGGUGAGGGUGAACUAGGUCAUGUUUCAUGUUUGCUUUGUUGUUGUCGUUUUAAGUACAUACAGCAAAUGUUACAGACAGGCUCACAGGUAGGGGUUGAGAGACCUCAGUCCGAAUCGGGUCCUCCCCCCUUGAAUCCUUCCCUCAAUUUAUGUACCCUUUUGUCUUUUAUAAAAAAAAUAAUAAAACCUAUGCCCCAAGCUA